Messenger RNA from Microsporum canis CBS 113480, 1044 nucleotides. RefSeq lists its product as hypothetical. The record is from RefSeq and is a predicted model, not a curated record. The transcript has 6 exons. NCBI's taxonomy places the organism in Eukaryota, Fungi, Ascomycota, Eurotiomycetes, Onygenales, Arthrodermataceae. Bases 1 to 1044 code for a protein of 347 amino acids.
AUGCGUCGUAUCGUUGUAGACGCAGAAGACCCAGGAGAGCCUACCCGGGAUCAUCCUACACAACAUCCCCCGAAGCUGUGUGAAGCAAACGAGACGAAAGUUCGUCCGAAAAGUUCUGGCGGGGAAGAUGGAAACAUCUUUUUUCCGAAUUUUCUUCACGCGGGAGAUCAUGUUCAUCUUGGCCCCGGGGUUACUGGACAGCGGGUUACCAAUCCUGCGAUUAAUCUCCAUGAUAUCCCUCCUGUACAUCUUAUCCUUCUUUCACACUACCAUGCGUAUGAUAUCACUCUUCAGCAACUUGUGUUUGACAAGCAAGUCGGAGCUAACCUGACUGUAUUCGGACAAAGCGACCACUUUGACCAAAAGGUUGAAGAUUCCCUUACUCGUGAUAUACCCAUUAUUACAACUCCUCAUGCCAAAGGCUGUCUCGAGUCCAAGGGUAAAGACUCAUUUACCCAAGUAGAGGGCCUAGAUACAUACCAAAGCAUAUUGGUGGAAAUCAAGUCCAAAGAAUCAGCCAACACAAAGGAGCCAGCAAUCAAGAUAACCGCUAUGCCUGGGAAGCACAUCCCUCCUGGCCCGUUGUCGAUUGCCAAUGAUAUCCUUCAUGCUGUUCCGCCAACAAAUGGAUGGAUGGUCGAAUUAGGUCAUACAACCCAAUAUCACCAUGCGGAAGGGGAUUUCGAAACAAACUACAGAAUCUAUAUCUCCGGCGACACCUUGAUGUGUGAUGAGCUGAAGGAGAUCCCCAAGAUCUAUGCUGAUCAGAAAAUAGACUUGAUGCUUAUCCACCUUGGAGGCACAACUAUCCCAUCUCCGCAUAUACCAUUACUAAUGGUGACUAUGGAUGCGAAGCAAGGAAUAGAGUUAUUGAAGUUGAUUCGUCCAGAUGUCACUAUUCCGAUCCAUUACGAUGACUAUGAUGUGUUUCUGUCGCCACUAAUGGACUUUCAGAAAGCAGUUGAGGACGCUGGAUUAAGUAACAAAGUGGUAUACCUGGACCGCAAGGAUCAGUAUAAAUUCAAAACCACUUGGAGCCACUAG